AUGAGGUUCCUAACCACGGUAGACAUGGGCCCAACAGACGAUCCGAUGAAAAACCUCCUGCGCACAACCGGAUCCCUAACAAUCUCCCGGAUGGAGCUCCUGCGUUCCUUCUCUAGCGCCAGAGAAUCCAGAAUCUCCUGCCACAUCACCGUCCGCAUUCCCCUGCGCAACGGCGAGGCGAGCUGCAUCCGCGUAGCCCUGAUACUGCAGCCACCGAGGACUCUCCGGCACAAACGGCAGGAUAAGAAUGCAGCACAACGAGAAUACCCCCUAGAUGAGCGACGGCGCGCGCUACGCCUAGGUGGACGUCUACGAACCGGUCCCGAGGGUGAUGCCCGCCGCGAGGAUUGCGCCGAUCCAGUAGAAGUCGUUGAGAGAUCCCACGCCCUAGGCGCGGAAACGGUUAUGGAAGGUCUCGGAAAGGUAGACGCCGCCGGCGAUUCCGGACGCAGCGGCCCCGAAGCCGAUGAUAAUGCGGCCGACGACGAACGUGGCGAUGUUUUGGGCGGAUGUUUGAAUUAUUACACCGACUAUAGCGAUAAAGCUGCUCUAGAGCAUGGCUGGUCUUCGACCGAGUCGGUCUGCUAUUACUCCUGCAACCAUAGGUCCGAGGAUGCCGCCGAUGAAGAUGGAGGCUGUAUUUAG
Molecule: messenger RNA, 645 nt
Organism: Pseudogymnoascus verrucosus
Lineage: Eukaryota; Fungi; Ascomycota; Leotiomycetes; Thelebolales; Thelebolaceae
Exons: 2
Coding region: 1-645 (214 amino acids)
Source: RefSeq, a predicted model, not a curated record